Messenger RNA from Dracunculus medinensis (Guinea worm), 342 nucleotides. The record is from the annotation of a GenBank genome assembly. NCBI's taxonomy places the organism in Eukaryota, Metazoa, Nematoda, Chromadorea, Rhabditida, Dracunculidae.
AUGGUGAUGAGUGGUGGUGGUGAAGGCGCUGUUGAUGAUGAUGCUUGGUUGUUGGUUCUACGUUGGCCGUUGACAUCGUCAUCAUUGCGCUUCUCUCGGUUCAUUCGUUCUUCUCACUUUUACAUACAAAAAUUAUUUGAUGCGAAAGAUUUUACGAAAGAUCACUCUGCUGUUCUAUUGCUGCGUUGCGUUCCUUUUUUUCGGGCGAAAUUUAUGUUAAGUGAGCGUAAUGUUUUACUUUUUGAAUUUUGUGGAACUUUACUGAAAUGGCUCACUCGCUUAAGUAAUUUUCCCCGAACUGCUAGCGUGCAAUUCGUUUGUGCGGAUUUAUUUACUUUCUAA